This is a messenger RNA of Coccidioides posadasii C735 delta SOWgp, 2006 nucleotides long. RefSeq lists its product as uncharacterized. The record is from RefSeq and is a predicted model, not a curated record. Gene Ontology annotation, biological process: regulation of transcription by RNA polymerase II. Lineage: Eukaryota; Fungi; Ascomycota; Eurotiomycetes; Onygenales; Onygenaceae. Gene Ontology annotation, molecular function: RNA polymerase II cis-regulatory region sequence-specific DNA binding.
UUCUUUCCUUUUCUAUACGCCUCCCGUUCCUAUUAUUAGCCCUUGAGCCUGUUCGGUGACUUCGGGCUUGCUGCUCCCGACCUUGAUUGCUCAGUCAGUCCACAGGAAAGGAACAACUAGUCACUCGGCAAAUUAUACUCUUCCCCUCCUAUCUCUCUGUACUGCCCAAUACCUAUCCCUCGCUGCAGUUUAGAUCUGGACCAGUUGACGUACUUGUCAGUGAGGAAGAGCUGCUGGCGCCAUCGCGACCACCAUGAAUCCGUGCUGUUGAAUGGCUACCAAAUUCCUAUCUGAGGUAUUAAGAGAGUGACCGGUGGAACGUGGAAAUUGUCGUCACCGUCGCCUCCGGCUGUCAUCCCACCCUUUUUAUCAUUCCUUUUGCUGCUUUGCUUUAUAUAUCAAUUCCACCAGAGCCCUCUGACGGUCGUUGAAACCUCCAUAUGCCCCGCCCACCAUCACCGCCUGAGCAAUCAAAGGAUAUGGCUGUGUCGUACUCAUCGGGGCACUCCCCUGGACAUACUCCAAAACUACCUUCGUUCCGAGAGCUUCUACCUGAUUAUCUCCAUGACGAAAUAGAUUCCGCUUCAUAUCAUCUGCAAACCGGCUCGCACCAGCACCAACACCCCCAUCACCAGCACAGCAGCCGUCUGCCGCCCGUAUCCCGGCAGGAACCACCGUCGAGACGAGGGUCGGGGACUCGACAUCACCCCGGGUCAGUUGGUCGGGGUCAGGACUAUGACAGCUCGUUGAUGAGGCAAAACGCCUACCUAGAGGGACAAUCGCGAUAUCACAGCCACCAUCUGCCACAGGAACGGCAGUACUAUGACGAUAGAGCGCCAUUGACGCCUUCUUCGCGCAGCAGCAGUCGUCACCUCGAUCCCAGUGAUCCCAGGAACUUUCUUCCACCACUACGCAAUUAUGAAGCCCUGCCCGGACAAAUUCCAUCACCCGUCGGAAGACAUGAUGACAGAGGCUACGAACGGGUUUAUGAUGCCGAACGGGCAAGCUACGCUUCCUCUCGCUCGAGUACUUUAAGCUCAAUGACGCAUGGAACGGCAGGUCCUUAUCCAUCAGCAUAUAAUAGUCCAAUACAUGGAUCAUAUCAAGGAUAUUAUGGUGGCGACCUUGACAGCACCGCUCAUAGUGCAUAUAUGGACACCAAGCCUACAAAAUAUGACCCACUCGGAGAUACCGCUGAUUCUAAGAGUAAGAAGCGAAGGGGAAAUUUGCCAAAACCCACAACAGAUAUCUUGCGGGCCUGGUUCUAUGAACAUCUCGACCAUCCGUAUCCGAGUGAACAGGAUAAGCAGAUGUUCAUGACUCGUACAGGAUUAACCAUUAGCCAGAUCAGCAACUGGUUCAUUAACGCAAGGCGCCGGCAUCUCCCAGCACUGCGGAACCAAGGCCGUAUUCCCGACCCCGACCGGAUGCGUCCGAGUUCUUCAAUGAGUGAGGACGACCCUGAUUAUGACACGUCACCAUCUCGUCGUUGAACGAGACAUCGCCAUCCUAUUUAAACUUAAUCUUCGUUCUCCAAGCGAUGUCUUUUUAUCCUUUUUUUUUUUUUAUCCUUUUUUCCUUUUGGCUUUGUCAGGCAUUAUCGGUUCUGGGAAACGGCACUUUUCGGCUGAAAAUAUUGUAUUUUCAAUCUUUUUUCUUGUUCCUCUAUUUUCCUUUCUACAAUGUCUUAUUUGAUGUUCUUUGAAAGCUUAGACGGGGGGAGGGGACGGACAUAUUUUCUCUUGAAUUCGUCCGACGGAUUUGUCCGUCCACAAAUUGCGGUUUUCGUUUUAUAACUUGUCGAGGUCGAUGAGAACAUUUACAGCUCGACGAUAAGCUUGGGAGGGAAUGGAAGAAUAUGCAAAGAGACAAAUCUGUACAAGAUCUCGAAGUGUUGAUGUGCCAUAGCGUGGCGUAUUGGUGUUGUGACUGCUUUCUGUACCGGCUUUUGAAUUUCUCGCUUAUGCCCCAUGCAUUUGGCUCCUUCUGCCUGUUUGGAUGUCUCA